Messenger RNA from Symbiodinium necroappetens, 2868 nucleotides. Lineage: Eukaryota; Dinophyceae; Suessiales; Symbiodiniaceae. The record is from the annotation of a GenBank genome assembly.
AUGGCUUCCACGGCUGAAAUUCCACAUGCAGUUGUCCUGUCCGGACCGCGGUUCUACCAGCCACACAUUACGGCACUGUAUGGUGGCUACAAGAGGACUGAAGAUCUUUUCCAAAAGGCGACGUAUCAGAAAGACCCUCUACAAAGGGAGGGCAUUCAAGACCAGAUGAGCUAUCUUUAUUUCUCACUGGCAGAUGGAAGGUGGUGCGUGGGCACGAAGCUAGGUGCUACCAUUGCCGAGCUACCCGAAGCCGGGUGCAGCUGCCCCCCAGUGCUGAUCUACCAGGCUGCGGGCACCGACCCGGAGCAGGCAUUUCCUAACCUUCGCGGCUAUGUUUCCUGGGCAGCCAACCUGACUGGAAAACCAGGUCUGCUGCGCGGCCAGAGUGUCAAGACCCUGAAGUUCAUUGGAGGAGCCUGGGACGUGAACUGCGACCUCAACCACAAUCGUCUUCAGCAGGGAGGCGCUGGCUCGAGUCGCAGCGACUUCUGCGACUUCACCUCCGAGAACGACACCAGCUACUCCCAAGGCGACCUCACCGAAACCCUCGACACAUGGAGUCCAUCCGGCGACAUGAUUGAUGAGCAGUUGUCGGCUCUCCGUGCUCGCCGCCACGAACAAGAAGCUAUCGAGAAGUUUGCAGGCAGUGUUCAUUGGGUCGAUGACGGGAAGCAGAAGUUCUCCCUGCUUUUGCGGCCAAGGAUGCAAGAGGAGCAAUACGUCUUCCCCGGCCUCGCCUUCAGCUACGGCUCUUGUUAUUUUGCUUUCGAUCACCUGAUCGUGUUGGAGGCGUUGUUCUUGCCAGAAGAGGCUGCCGAUCAGAGUUCUGAGGGAGCCUUCAUGCAUAUCCUGGUUCAGCGGUAUGUUGAUUACGAGUUUCCGCCAAGUGCUGUGUCGCUCCUCGGCGAACCACCAGCACUGAAGCCGCGUCGCAGCGCCAGGGCCGCCUGGCGACCCGGCGCAGCACUGGCAGGAUUGCAGCGUUCUCUCCAGGUGUUCGACCGCGAGACAGAGCCCGGUGCCACGCGUGACUGGGUUGGCUUGGCCAGCACAGCACCGACAGACGUCAGCUUCAGUCGAUCCGUCCUUGCUGCCGUCCGCGAGUAUCCAGCACAUGUGGAAGGGCUUCUGAGGAGCGGGCCACUCCUCACGGACGGCAAGUACUGCGUCUGCUUGUUCGAUGUCUGGGAAAAAGAAUGGAGAGAGCUGUGUGUAGACGACUUCGUGCCCACAAUGAGGGAACCGCAAGCAUCUGCGCCGACGCACUGGGCUGGCGGUUCUCUGCGCCCUUUCUGGGUGAUGCUGCUGGAAAAAGCGCUGGCCAAGCUUUGUGGAAGCUACGAGGCAUUGGAGUGCUCACACCCCGGUGGGCUCUUGGCUGCGCUCACAGGUCAGACCGAAGGACUGCUCCACUGGGAAAAAACGAACGGCUGGUGGGCUGCAUGGCGUCAUGCAUUUCCCAUUGUGGACCGGAGUGUGCGAAUGCCUUCUCCUUCUCCGUGCCUGCACCGCCGAGCAUCUGCGCGGCGCCCGCUCAAGUUCCAGCUCCAACGUGUAGGGGGCACGUGGCAUCGUGGCGACGAAUUCUUGGCAGAGUUGAGGGAGCUGCACGACAAGAACGCGCUGCUCCUUGCUUGGAUAUUUCCAGGCGAGCGAGCAGAUGCGACGCCUCCCCGCGCCGACGGAUUGGCAGAGGGCCAUGGCUAUUCCAUCGUGAACUUCCUCGUGGAGAAGGAUGUGCUGCUUGUUCAGCUGAGAAACCUUUGGGGCUCUGCCUGGAAAGGCGCAUGGUCGGAUGAUUCCCGGGAGUGGCUCGACAAUCCGCAGAUCCGCCGCCACCAUUUUCGACCAGACCAUCGGGCUACAGGCCGUUUCUGGAUGUCAUGGGCAGACUUUUCCAUGAUCUUCGAUGCAGUCGAGACCUGUCCCAUGGUGUCCGCAGUUCGGAAGGCAUCAUACGCACCCUUGAAUCCGCGUCCACGCAGCAAGCAAGAUCAUCCAUCCGGAGCCUUCUUAAGACUUUGGAGGUGGGAAUGCUGUGAGGACCACCGCCCGCCUCCGUUGACUGAGCUUCUGCGAUUCCUGGAGGUGACGCAGGGGUGGACGAAGAGAUGCAGGCAAAAUGUCACUGCAGUGCAUUGCAGAGGUGGAAAGGGUCGCACAGGAUCCUUCUGCUGCUCGUGGCUGUUGUAUACGAAGGAGGCAGAGGAUGCGGAGGACGCUCUGAACUUUUUUGCUCUACGGAGGACCGAUCUCGAGAAGAAGCGCUUGUCAAAGGUACAGGGAGUCGAGACGCCCUCCCAAGUCCGCUAUGUUGGAUAUGUGGACCGUCUGCUACGGGAGCAGAUGGCGUACUUGCCUUCACUGGUCAGCAUGCCACGCUUGGAGGAGGUGCUGCUAGCCAGCGUGCAGGCCACCAAGUUUUUCACCGAGCAGUUCGAAAUGCUGCAUCGAGGCCAUCACCUCGUGGCUGUGCUCCAGGACGCAAGCACUGCGAGAUCAAUCGCAUCAGCCCUCGGCCAGAACGAUGGAGAUGCCAAGAUCUGGCAUUUCGGCGAAGCAAGACUAAGCGGUGAUGUUGGUUUAAUCGUGUACACGUGCCACCCCGACGGCCUUCCCGUGGACAAGGAGCAGGCAUCUGCCCUCAUAUCAGAGGGAGCAUGGCAAGGAGUAGCCGCUCCUGGUGUUCCUGCCGCAGCAGGAUCGGGGAAACGCAAGCUCAAAGAAGCUUUCGGCUGCUUUUUUCAUGUCAAUUUCCUGGACGGCGAUGUCCUCGAGAUUCCGGCAACCGAGACGGACCAGGCGUGCAAGCGGCCCGAACUGUUCUGCCCGAAGGGCGUCCUCAACUUGGUCUGCAAGCGAGCCUGA